Naegleria gruberi is the source of this 849-nucleotide messenger RNA. RefSeq lists its product as uncharacterized. Bases 1 to 849 code for a protein of 282 amino acids. Lineage: Eukaryota; Heterolobosea; Eutetramitea; Acrasida; Naegleriidae. The transcript has a single exon. The record is from RefSeq and is a predicted model, not a curated record.
AUGCAACAAGCAAAUCUUCCUCUUAUCAAAGAUGAACACUUUGCCAAAUUGACUCUCAAAUCCAACCGUUGUCCUGUCUGUCACAAAAAGAACGUCACUUGUCCACACACCAAAGCACUCUCUGAAAGAACCAACCUACCAUCUCCACUCAUAGCUUCAGAGAAUGCCAGAAUCUACUCUCAUCCCAUCCCUACCGAUCGUUCAGCAGAAUUCGAUGAAUUCAUCAUCCAACAAUUGGAAAACUUUACAAGAAGAGUUGGAAACAGAGAUUAUUCUGGAGCUAAAGAUCUUUACAAGAAAAGGUUGAUCGAUGAGUUUUAUAAUGUAGUAAUGGUAAAGGCCAAGAAAAUGAAUGUUAUUUCUGAUGCUAACACAAAUCAAGGAAGAGGUCAACCUGUCAAUGAUCAAAGAAGAACUUCAACAUCUGGCACAUCAUAUACUUCAAGAAUUCCUCUCAAUCCAGUAAAUCCAAACAUCAGACCAGAUGUCACUGGACCAACAAGCAAUGGAAUUUCAAAGCAACACAAAACUGUCACUAAUUCAUUAAUCAAAAAAGCGUCACCAGUCAAAAAACCAAUUGAACAAUCAUGCCAAAUAUCAUUAACAAAUCAAGGAAGAAGAAAUCUGGUAAAGAUGACUGAAACAGACUUUGCCAGUUUACAAAAUUUGAUGAUUGCCAUGAAACGUCAUCUAUUGUUGGACGAAAAUGCAAAAUUUACAAGAAUUAGAAUUAAGAAUGCAUAUACCGACAAGUUAUGUUCAGUUUAUGGAUCAGAAACAUUAAAGCCAUUUAGAGAAGAUUUCUUUGGAAAGGUUAAAUGUAUGGAAAUUAAAGUUGAAGCCGAAUAA